Messenger RNA from Malus domestica (apple), 4958 nucleotides. RefSeq names its product formin-like protein 18. Lineage: Eukaryota; Viridiplantae; Streptophyta; Magnoliopsida; Rosales; Rosaceae. The record is from RefSeq and is a predicted model, not a curated record.
AAAGAUACGAAUCGCCUAACAGAAAAAAAGAAAAAGUUGCAGCGAACCACAUCAACCAUCACACUCUUCGUCGUCGUCUUCUUCGACAAUCCAAUCCGCAGCAAAAAAAAUUCAAACCAUCCAAAAAAUCGACACGAAAUCCGAAUUGAAAUUCGUUCCUUUCUCAGAAUCCGACUGCAUUACCGUACAGAAUUCGUUUUCGCUACACCAAAAUCCUCGUUUCGAUCACAAAUUUCAUUUCUGCAUUAUAUAGAUACAUAUAUAUAUGUGUGUGUAUAUGGACAUGCAUGCGAUUGAUCGGCGAUUGUAGAUUGGGAAUAGGAGGCGUGUUUGGGAAGCAGAGAUGGCGUUGCUGCGCAAACUGUUCUAUCGGAAGCCGCCUGAUGGACUCUUCGAGAUCUGCGAGCGAGUUUACGUUUUUGAUUGCUGCUUCACUACCGAUGCGUGGAAGGAAGAAAACUAUAAGGUUUACAUAGGUGGGAUAGUUGGUCAACUCCAAGAUCACUUGCCAGAUGCUUCAUUCUUGGUGUUCAAUUUCCAUGAUGGUGUGGCACAAAGCCAGAUGGCCAGCAUUUUGUCCGAGUAUGACAUGACCAUUAUGGAUUACCCGCGGCACUUUGAAGGUUGUCCGGUGCUCACACUAGAGCUGAUCCAUCACUUUCUGAGAUCAAGUGAAAGUUGGUUAUCGCUCGGACAGAAUAAUGUGCUGUUGAUGCACUGCGAACGUGGAGGUUGGCCUGUUUUGGCUUUCAUGCUGUCUGCACUCUUGAUUUACCAUAAACAAUAUAGUGGCGAGCAGAGGACGUUGGACAUGGUUUACAGGCAGGCUCCUUCUGAGCUUUUGCAUUUGUUAUCACCUCUAAAUCCAAUCCCUUCUCAACUGAGGUAUCUCCAGUAUGUGACGAGGAGAAAUGUAGCCUUGGAAUGGCCUCCUCUGGAUCGAGCGCUUACCUUGGAGUGCGUCAUUUUCAGAUUUGUUCCUAACUUUGAUGGGCAGGGUGGUUGCCGUCCUAUUUUCCGCAUAUAUGGACAGGACCCUUUUCUUGCUAAUGAUAAAACUCCAAAAGUCUUAUUCUCAACCCCAAAGAAAGGAAAACCCAUACGGGCUUACAAGCAGGUAGAAUGUGAACUGGUUAAAAUUGACAUUAAUUGCCAUAUUCAAGGUGAUGUUGUGGUCGAAUGUAUUAGCCUACAUGAUGACUUGGAACGUGAGGAGAUGAUGUUCCGUGUCAUGUUCAAUACGGCUUUUAUUAGGUCUAACAUUUUGAUGCUCAACCGUGAUGAAAUUGACAUGCUGUGGGAUGCUAAGGAACAAUUUCCAAAGGACUUCAGAGUAGAGAUCCUUUUUUCAGAGAUGGAUGCUGUCACAUCCAUCAUCCUGGGUGGCAUGUCAUGCUUUGAGGACAAGGAGGGCCUUCCGAUGGAAGCAUUUGCUCAAGUUCAAGAGAUCUUUAACUACGUGGAUUGGUUAGACCCCAAGUCAGAUGCCACACUUAAUGUGCUACAAGCAGCAUCAAAUAUUAUCCAAGAAAAAUUAAACAGUGAUUCUCCACGGAGUACUGGGAACGACUCGCAGGAAACAAGUCCAGGAAAGACCCCGAAGAAAAAGAACCUUCUCUUCUCUGAUGACAUGCAAUCUGUGGCCUCACCGAGGCAAUCUCAAGAUACCAGUGUGAGUAAACAGCAAGCUAAACCCCAAGACAUCCCAGCUACACCUCAGCCACCCAAUCAAGGUGAUUCAGUAUCCCAGCAUAUUCCCCAACCUUCUCAUUCAACCACAAUGGGAGCAUUUGCUCAAGUUCAAGAGAUCUUUAACCAUGCCACCUCACAUAUGCAGUCCCCAGAUUCCACUGUGAGUAAACAGGAAGCUAAACCUUCAAAGACCGCACUUCAGCCACCCGAUAAACAUGAUUCUGUGAGCCAGAAGAUGCCCCAACCUUCUAAGUCAACCCCAAUGGAAGCUAAAUCUCAAGACAUUCAUACUGCACUUCAGCCAACCAAUAAGCAGGAUGCAGUGAGCCAGAAGAUACCCCAACCUUCUCAGUCAACCCUGAUGGACACUAAACCUCAAGACAUCCAUACUGCGACUAAACAAGAAGCCAAACCUCAAGAUGUUUGUAGUGCGAUUAAACAGGAAGCCAACCCUCAAGACAUUCAUGCUGCAAUUCAGGUACCCAAUAAAUGUGAUUCAGUGAGCCAGCAGAGGCCCGAAGCUUCUCAGUCAACACCAAUGGAAGCAGCUAAACCUCAAGACAAUCCUACUGUGAAGAAACACGAAGCUAAACCUCAAGACAUUCCUACUGCGAAGAAACAGGAAGCUAAACCUCAAGACAUUCCUUCUGCGAAGAAACAGGAAGCUAAACCUCAAGACAUUCCUACGGCCACGAAACAGGAAGCUAAACCUCAAGACAUUCCUACUGUGAAGAAACAGGAAGCUAAACCUCAAGACAUUCCUACUACACUUCAGCCAUCCGAUAAACUCGAUUCGGUAAGCCAGAAGCUGCCGCAACCUUCUCAGUCAUCCCCGAUGGAAGCAUUCAGUCAAGUUCAAGAGAUCUUUAGCCAUGCAGCCUCACCGGUGCAGUAUCCAGAUACCACUAUGAGUAAACAGGAAGGUAAACCUCAAGAUAUUCAUGCUGUGGAAGUUAGAAGUGCUCCAGUUGCACCAUUAUCACCUCCACCUCCACCUCCACCUCCACCUCCACCUCCACCGCCACCUUCCAAGAGUACUUGUGCUAAAACAACUCUUCCUUCUCCUCCCAAACCGCAACUUCUGCCGCCUGAUGUUUUAGUUUCAAAACCUGAAGACCCAUCACUUUCUGAAGAGACUAAAAACUAUUCAUCGGAUGGAGCCCAACAAUCAACCACUAGUCAUCCAGCUGCCACUGGGAUGCCAACCUCAAGUACCAUUUCUGGCAAGGUGUUACCUAAAGCACCACCCACUCCGCGUUCUGAGGUUUCUUCAUCAACCCGGCCUCCUCCAACUCCUCCAACUCCCCCACCACCUCCUCCAACACCGCCUUUGAAAGAGAACCUUUUUGACGGCUCCAGACCUCCGCCGCCUCCACCUCCUCCUCUUCACUCAGGGCAAGCUGGAGGCACUACAAUCUCAUCCCCAGUUCCACCACCACCUACUGCUCCCACUUCUUCCGCCAAACAUGGAGCUCCUUCUGCCCCUCCUCCUCCACCUCCUAUUGGUAAAGGAGGUUCUAAGCCGGGUAACCCUCCCCCACCACCUAUUAGUUCCCCUGGUGGUGCAAAAGGACGCCUACUACGUACCAUAAGUUCAAAAAAUAAUAAUUCAAAAAAACUGAAGCCGUUGCACUGGUUAAAAUUGUCAAGAGCGGUUCAGGGAAGCUUAUGGGCUGAGGCACAAAAAUCUGAUGAAGAGGCCAAGGCUCCUGAGAUUGACAUGUCAGAGCUUGAGACUCUUUUCUCAGUGGCCGCUCCGGCCCAGGAUAAGGGUAGGAAGUCAGCCGCACAUGGUUCGGUUGCCCCUAAAUCUGAAAAAGUACAACUGAUUGACCACAGGCGAGCGUACAACUGUGAAAUCAUGCUUUCAAAGGUGAAGGUUCCGUUGAACGAGUUAAUGGAUUCGGUACUUGCCCUGGAAGAUACAGCAUUAGAUGUUGACCAGGUAGAGAACCUCAUAAAGUUUUGCCCAACAAAAGAGGAGAUGGAACUACUUAAGGGCUACACUGGAGAAAAGGAGAAGUUAGGAAAAUGUGAACAGUUCCUCUUAGAGUUGAUGAAAGUACCUCGAGUAGAAUCUAAGCUCAGAGUUUUCUCAUUCAAAAUACAGUUCUCUUCCCAGGUCUCUGAUCUUAGAAAUAGCCUGAAUGUAGUGAACUCUGCAGCAGAAGAGAUCAGGAAUUCUGGCAAAUUGAAAAGAAUCAUGCAGACGAUUCUUUCAUUAGGAAACGCUUUGAACCAGGGGACAGCUCGGGGCUCUGCUAUUGGAUUUAGGUUGGAUAGCCUUCUUAAACUGAUUGAGACUCGCGCACGGAACAACAAGAUGACUCUCAUGCACUAUCUUUGUAAGGUACUCGUUGACCAACUACCGGAGGUUCUAGAUUUCUCUAAAGACCUGGGCAACUUAGAACCUGCAUCAAGGAUACAAUUGAAAUUUUUGGCGGAGGAAAUGCAAGCUCUAAGUAAAGGAUUGGAGAAAGUUGUACAGGAAUUAUCCACCUCUGAAAAUGACGGUCCGAUAUCAGAAAAAUUCCGUAAGAUUCUAAAGGAGUUCCUCCGUUUCGCUGAAGGUGAAGUGAGGACUUUGGCCUCACUGUAUUCUACCGUAGGUAGAAAUGUAGACGCAUUGAUCCUUUAUUUCGGAGAAGAUCCCGCUAAGUGCCCUUUUGAACAAGUUGUUACAACCUUGCUCAACUUUGUCAGAAUGUUCAACAAAGCCCAUGAUGAAAACUGCAAGCAAAGUGAGAACGAAAUGAAGAAAGCGGCAGAAAGUGAGAAGCUUAAGAUGGGCGCUUCGAAGGAAUCCGAACGAUUGUUGCGUACUCCGAUCCAGAGCAGCAACGUCAAAUGAUCGGGUUUCUAAAUCCGACGCGUUCAUCAUCGUGGACGAAAAAAUAUAACAUGAACACAGGUUUGAGCAGAAAGGUUUCUUUUUCGUUUUCUCAUUUUCCCCUUUACAAGGCUAAAUGGGAAAAAAAGUUUUGGUAUUUAAUGCGCGGGAUUAGAAUGUAAAUUAGCGUAGUUUGUACUUGUUUCGCAGAUGUAGGCCUAGAAUUAUGAAUCGACAAAACGUGACGCCGCAAGGCCGAUUUUGUCCUCCGGUCCGGCAUGCAUAUGCAUUUCCUAAACUUUUUUUAUGGAGCGAUGAAAGUUGAGGUUUCACAAUAAAGCUAAUUGACAAUGUAGUCGUUUGCCUAAUUAAUUAUAAGCACAUGCGGUGUGGAAUUGACAGGGUGCAGGAUAACCUGCUCUAAUAACAUGAAAAA